CUCGCCGGAGAUAUUUAAACGGGACGGCAUGGAAAUGAGAGGAAGCACCUUAAAAAAUUAGGAAAAAAAUAGAAAUAAACAAAAAAAAAAAGAGAGAAAGAGAAGAAGGAGGAGGGAAAAUCAGAAAAAAUGGAGGAGAUAAAGAUUUGGGGGCUAAAGGGCACAAACAUCUCUUCCACAUUUACCCUUCACUUAAAGCCAAUCCACAUACUUGCUCUCCUUCGAGACACUUCGUCUUCCCAAUUCCAUCUAGGGUUCUGCUCUCCUCCGUCUCUCUGCGUAUUCUGCAAAUCUGAUGAUAAUGGAGGCGUCUGAAGGUUCUUCUUCAGCUUUAGCUGGCUUUAUAGAUAGGAGAAGGAGAAGCUCUCUGAUUCGUCGACCCCGCGACAUCAAACGGAGCUUGCAUAGUUUCACUUUUAUGAAACCCUCAACACAGGCGAACAUUGCUCCUAGCAAAGAAGGUAACCCAAGUCUUUGUGGGUCUGCAAGUGAGAACCCACUGAAACUGAAGCUUAAGCUUGGUGGUGUCACUCGUACAAUCCAAACCAACUCAGAGACCGGUUUUUAUACUAAAGCUACGGAUGAUGGGCAGAAGCCGUUUCAAAAUAAGGUGAAAGGAAAUGUACCGGAGCAGAGAUGUGUUCAGAAAACUAUGUAUCUUGGAUCUAGAGUAAACCCCUCUGAGACUCUGAGUGGAGCAUCCAUGUCCGAGAAUCGCAAACGAGGUCUCAAAAAGCGUUUAUUGGAUCCAGAACAAGACAGUGAUGAUGAUGGAGAUGAGGAAAUCAGAUAUCUCGAGAAGUUAAAGUCUAGAAGGGUCACCAGGGACUAUCAUGAAGGUAAAGAGGGUCACAGCAAUGGACACAACGUGGAUGAUGAAGAACAUCUCUCAUCAGACGAACAUGCUGUAACUGAAAGGAAAAGGCUGAGGGUGGGAACGGUUGAUUCGGUUGCAGAAGGAUCAACAAAUGCACCAGUUCCUACUACACGUACUCGGGCUCUCCAAUCUUGGAAAGAUCCGUAUUCUCCCAUCGGGUCAGGUCCUCUUGAAUUUCCUGAUGGCUUACCUUGCCCGUCUUCUAAAAGAAAAAAACAGAAGCUUUCUGAGGUAGAGCAGCAAUCGAAGAAGGCCGAAACUGCACAGAGACGACGAAUGCAGUCCGAGAAGGCUGCCCAAGAAGCCGAGGCUGAAGCUAUCAGGAAAAUACUCGGGCAAGAUUCAGGGAGGAAGAAAAAAGAGGAGAAGAUUAAAAAACAACAGGAAGAACGAGCUCAGGAGAGAGCUGCAAGAUCAAGUACACUCGCAUCAAACACUGUCAGAUUGAUUAUUGGUCCAAGUGGAACAACUCUGACAUUUUCUGAAGACAUUGGCCUUCCGGAUAUCUUCAAACCCAUCACUUACAGUUAUCCUCCUCCACGAGAGAAAUGUGUGGGGCCAAACUGCGAGAAAGCUUACAAGUACAGGGAUUCAAAGUCGAAGCUACCACUAUGCAGUCUCAGUUGUUACAAGGCUCUUCAAGCGAAGAUGCUACAACCUUCGAUUCAUUUCUAAUUGCUUAACACGUUUUUUGUCGAAUGUAUUAUUAACACGUAAUUGUUUUUUAACAUGAAGAAAACUUCGCAUCCUUUGUUAACACUUGUUCAGAGGGAACUUGGAAUUCGGGUUACUAGGAUCAUAAGAAGAAUUCACUUGACCUUUAUUUUAUUAUACUUUGGUUUGAAAUUCGUUUCAUAUAGCAAAAGACACUUAAG
Messenger RNA from Thlaspi arvense, 1752 nucleotides. NCBI's taxonomy places the organism in Eukaryota, Viridiplantae, Streptophyta, Magnoliopsida, Brassicales, Brassicaceae. The record is from the annotation of a GenBank genome assembly.